Messenger RNA from Megalopta genalis, 7862 nucleotides. Lineage: Eukaryota; Metazoa; Arthropoda; Insecta; Hymenoptera; Halictidae. The record is from RefSeq and is a predicted model, not a curated record.
CGGCUUCGCUUUCGGCAGGGCCUUCGCGGCUCUCUACGCCCGGUAGUUUCCGUGUUUUCCAGGCCAGGAGAGAGAGCAACCGGCCUCUCCAACCUGAAGAAACCCUCUCUCAAUAGCUCCGGAAGUUCGGUACCGUUCCGCGUCAGUUUUGCUCCGUCUGGUAUCCUCUGUCUUCGCGAGAAAGGGGGACACGGGAAGAGUGAGAGAGAUAGAGAGAAAGAGAGAGAGCGAAAGAGAGCGAGAGAGUGAGAGAGAGAGAGAGAGAGGGAGAGCAAGAGAAAAAGAGAGAGAAAGAGAAAGAAUCACCGUCCCCGUCCCCCCGAAUCACCUUUCCUCUACCUGUUCUUCUUCUCGGUGUGACCCUCCCCCGCGGCUCCCAAAAGUGUGUGCCAUCCAUCGGCGUCUCCGGGCCUCGGCGAACAGAGAAAGAGAGAGAGAGGAGUCUCGAUACCCCGCGGGAUGACUCGAAAAAAAUGUGCGUCGUACCGAUGUGGCUGACGAGGCUGGAAUCAGGCCUCGCGCGACCCACUGUAGCUCUUAGAGGAUGCACAAGCUAGCCAAGGGCCUGAAGAAGAAGAAAAAGCAGAAGAAGGGGAAGAAGGGCGCCGAGGAAGACGAGUUCGACCCGGAGGAGCUCGAGCGUUAUAGGCGCGAGCGGGCGGAGGCCCAGCAGAAGGCCGAGGAUUCCGGCGAGCAGGCGAGCAACGCCGGCUCCGACGAGUGGAAGAAGUUCCAGGCGUUGACCGCCGGGGUCGAUUCGAUCCUCAAGAAGACCCAGGGCGACCUCGACCGCAUCAAGUCGACCUCGUUCUUCCAGCGGAAGCCGCCGUUAGAGGAGAAGAACCGGAAGAAGAGGGAGGGUGAAGACGAAGAGGACAGUCGGGAGGAGUGCAGCAAGAAAGGCAAUAAGUGGGUUGGUUUCGACGAGGAAGGGAACCCGAUCGAAGACGAGCCGCCAGACUUCGAGGGCGACGGUAGAGGCAAAGGCGAGAGGCCUUUGGUGAGCGAGGACGGGUUCGUCGACAUCCCGGAGGACAACGAUGACCAGGAGGACUCCGUCGACGAGGACAUCUUCGACACCACUUACGUGGACGUUCUGCAGAAUAUCGAUGUGAAGCUAGCCUACAUCCCGGACAGCCCAACCGAAGAAGAGGCCGGGGACGAUCCGUUCGACACCACCAGCGCGGACAAGGUCUUGAAGACAGUCGACAAGAAAGGCAACAAGUUAGUCAGCUUAGGCAACGCGGUCGAGGUUCUCUCCGGGCGCAUCGACUACGUCAGCACCUGCAAAAUAUCGAGGGGCAGACGGCCCAGGCUUCAACAGGACCUUCUGCUAGACGAUUUCGACGAGGCGGAACCGCCGACAGGCAACGUAACCGCCGAACCGGUCGAAACAGCGAGAACCUUACUGGACGAUGACAGCGAUCUUCCCGAUAUCCCGGUCGAUCUAACCAAGCUUCCUCCAGUUCUACCGAGACCGGCCAGCCCGAUAGCCACCCAGGAGGCCGCCGCGGACGUUAAACCGGUCAACGAGCCUCUCGACAUCUCCGAGUUCGAGAUCCUGAAGGAGAAGAACAUCCUAGAGGAGAUCCCGGACCUAGACGACGCGGAGUUCGACCUAGAAGCUGCGCCGGACGAGCCGGUGAAACUCGAAGAGGCGGAGGAUCCUUUCGGCACCAAGGAGCCGCCGGAGGAUCUAGUCUUCCAGACCGAAAUCGUAGAAGCCAGCUUCGAGGCUGCCACCUUCGUCGACGAGGAGGACCCGUUCGACACCACCUUCGCCGAGAACAUCCUUCCCGGGAAGGCAGAGUUGAAGUUCAUCGAGAAGGAGUUAGAGGAGCUGCCGAUCUCGGAGGUGACGAUAUCCUUGACCGAUCCUGCCGGCUUGAACAGGGACUACGAGACAGGAUUGCUGUCCGAAGAUGGCGCGAGGAGUCUGCAGCCGUCGCAAGACCUGCUAGGAGGAUCCACCACCGAUCUGACUCAGCUCGCCGAUCAGCCCAUCGCACCCGUCGAAGAGAUCACCUACGUCGAUCCGUUCGACACCUCUUCGGUCCAAGAACUACCACCGGGCAAGACAGAACUGAAAUUCCUCGAGAAGGAGUUGCUAGGGGAUCAGGCAGAAUCACCGGGCAUCGUAGAAGACGACGACGACGACGACUUCGACCCCAGGAAAGAGGAGCAGGUAGCUGCUCCUGUUUCCAAAGCCCCGCCGAGACCACCAGCCCCUGUUGCUCCCGUGGUCCCCGUCGUUGCUCCCGUUCAACCGGUCUUCAAGGUUGAGUUCAACGAGGAGGAAGAUCCAACCGCGGCCCCGGAACGCGGGCGCAGGACCUCGAGGCCGGAAGUCCUCGAGUUGGCGCCUGCGAAGGCGGUAGCGUUCGAGUUGCCCACUCCAUCGAAGAGGCCGGACCUCUUGGCUACCAGCGAAGAGGAGAAGGCUCUGCCCUCGAAGCCGCUCACGCCGUACUAUUCGCAGAAGUCGAUCGAGGAGUCGCUGCCGAUCGAGGAGGAGGAGGUCGAUGUGGACCCGUUCGACACCAGCUUCGUCGCCAAGGUAGCUCCCGGGAAGACGGAACUGAAGCUGAUCGAGUCCGAGCUACUGAAGCAGGAGUCGAAAUUGCCGCACAGCGUCAGCGACCACGAUUUCAGCCAGAAGUCCGAGCCCGGCAGGAGGCAGAGCGACUUCACGGCCACCUCCGUCAGGCCGGAGGACCUCAAGUUCCAGGAGGUGCAGGAGUCCGUUCUGAAGAAGUUCGAGGAGCCGCGGGUUAGACAGCCGCCCGAGAGACAAGAGAGUCUGCUGGACGCCGAGGUAGAGGUGGACGCGAAGCCUCUGACGCCUACGAUCGAGAACAAGAUCGAGGAGGAGGAGUUGUCCUACGAGGACCCGUUCGACACAUCGAUCGCUACCAACAUCCUCCCCGGCAAGGCCGAGCUGAAGAUCCUGGAAAGCGAGCUGCAGCAGAUCCAAGAGGAAGUCCCCGUGAGACCCGCCACCGUCAACUUGACCGCGAUCAUCGCCGCCGCGGUCCCGGAGAUCGACGACUUCGAUCCGAGAGCCGAAGAGAAGAAGGACCCGCAGGACUUCUUGUGCAUCAACGACCAAGGCCCGGGCGACAAGGUCCUGACCCCCCUGCAGACCAGCAACCCUGCGUUCGCGGAGGACGUGGACCCGUUCGACACCAGCUUCGCCAACAUCGCACAUGGCAAGACCGAGCUGAGGCUUCUGGAGUCCGACUCCGCCAUCAUGGACUCUAAAGGGAGCAAUCCGUUCCUGAUGGACGACUACCCGGCGGAGGAGGACAGCAGGAUGGCCGCGCAGGCUUCGAACCCGUUCCUCCAGGACUUUGGGGACUCGGGGGGCACCGGGGCCGGAGAGAAUCCAUUUCUGAAUUACACCCCGGAGCCGGCGGCCUACGAACCGGCCAUCAGCGUCGACUCGACGAACCCGUUCGCCUCGUUCGGCGUUGACACAACUGCGCCGACCGCCGGCUUCGAGCCGGACACCACCGAAACACCAGCAACCAACAUAUUCGCUAGCCAACUCAGCAACAUCCUCGUGACGACCGGGUCGUCCGAGAACCUGUUCGACGCCAGCCAGCCCUCCAAGGAGAUCUUCGGCCAGCCCGUCGAGCCCCCUGCGCCGGCACCCCAGCCGCCGGCUCCGCCGAAAAAUGGCAGGAAUGCGCCUUCCAGGCCACCCCCGCCGAGGCCACAACCGCCACCGCCCCCGGCACCUCCGAAGCACACCAAGGACCUCAUCCUGUCCGUCACCGGGGCCAUGGACGCCACCUCGAACCAUCUGUUAGAUCGGCUGCAGGCAACGAGAACGCCGAGCCCGACGCUGAUGCACUCUCCAUCGCCGACGCCGGAGCACAGUUUCGCCGACUUCCUGGACGUGGACUCGAACGUGCCGGACCUGUUGUCCGACGACAACAAGAUCGCCGCCAUGGAAGCACCUCAGAACCGGGACAUCUUAGACCUGUUCGACGCGCCGAACACCGAUACCACCACCACCACGAUCUUCUCGGCGCCUAUGACCACGGGGGACGCGGCAGGAGUGGUCUCCGGCGUGGCAGCGAUCACCACCACCGUUCAGGACAACCCGUUCGCCAACAUGGCGGAGCAGGAGGGCUCUCUAGCUCCGGGAGAGGACGCUUUCGGAGGGGACUACUCGGAAACAGCGUCCAUCUGCAGCGAAAAGAGGCCUUCGAUCGUCUCGACGACCGGGGUGGUUGGCAGCGACGUCGAAGACAAAGCUGGCAUUGCAUUGGACUUCUCGACGGAGUCCCCGGCGGUCCCGGAGCCUCAGCCGACCAUCACGGCAGCGGAGUUGUUCUCGACGGCGACCGACCAGCUCGCGACAGCCACCGCGGAGUCCACGUUCUUCUCCGUCACCGACACCACCACCGCAGCGCCCUUCGGCAUGGCUGACACUACCACCACAACGCCCUUCGGCAUGGCUGACACCACCACAGCGCCCUUCGGCAUGGCUGACACCACCACAGCGCCCUUCGGCAUGGCUGACACCACCACCACAACGCCCUUCGGCAUGGCUGACACCGCCACCUCGCCGUUCACCACCCCCGCGCCACGACCGUCGCCCACGCAACCCUUGUUCGCCACCGGCGAGGUCGCCGCGCCCUCGGGACCCUUCGCUUCCGAUUUGCUCGGGGAUUUCGGGGGGCUCAGUAAAGACGUCACCCCAACGAGCAUCACCAGUCCGCUUCCAGCGUCAGAGUUCCCUGACAGCGAAUCUUACAGGCCCGAGGACCAGCUGGACAGCUUCGCAGCAACCACCAAGGUCAUCGAGAGCACCGGCGAUGCUUUCGACAUCUUCGCGUCCAAGUUCGACAAGGCCGCGGAGCCGGAUGCCAACGCUGAUCCGUUCAUGGACGCUUUUGGCGGCGGCCCGACUGCCAUGGACACUUCCAGCGAUGUUUGGGGCGACUCUUCGGCCACCGGGUCAGAAACAGCAAUGACCGGCUUCGGAGAGCCAGCCGGGUUCGAUUCGUUCCUCAGCAUGACCGCACCGCCGCAGGAGACGAAGAUGAAGCGGGUCGAGUCUGCGGAGUCCGACGAGGGGCCGGACUUCAGCGUCUUCAUCAAGCCCAAAAAGGGGGACGAAGCCGUCAACAUCGAGGGUGGAUCUGUCCCAGUGUUAGCUCCACCCCCUAAGAGUCCCCAGAACUCUGCGUACGUCGAUUCUUCGCCUAGAUUCAAUCCUUUCGACAAGUCUGGCUUCGGCCAGGAGGCUGUCAUCCCCACGGAGGCUGUUCCAACAGCGGAAAUGACCAGGACCGACUCUCAGGAAACUCCGCCCACGCCGCUGUUCGACGAGGACGUUAGCCAGCCGUUGGAGGACUUCCCGAGGGUGACGUACACCGGGGACGGCUGGGAGAUGCAGCUGAGACAGCCGAACAAGAAGAAGAUCACCGGGCAGCGGUUCUGGAAGAAGGUCUUCCUGAAGCUGGUCUACCAGGGCGACAAUCCUGUUCUGCAAUUGUUCAACAACAAGGACGACAAAGACCCUUUCCAAGAGCUGCCGCUCCUACCUUGCUACUCGGUGUCCGACAUCGGGGCGCAACAGUUCGAUCAAUACGGCAAAAUCUUCACGGUGAAGCUGCAGUACAUCUUCUACAAGGAACGACCCGGGGUCAGGCCCGGCCAGGUGACGAAAGCCGAGAGGCUGACCAACAAGCUCAGCCAGUUCGCCGCGUACGCUAUCCAGGGUGACUAUCAGGGGGUGAAGGAGUUCGGCAGCGACCUGAAGAAGCUGGGACUGCCGGUGGAGCACGCGCCACAGAUUUCACAGCUGUUCAAACUGGGCUCACAGAACUACGAGGACCUGAAACAGUUCUCCUGCGCGAUCGACGAAGCUCUGUUCAGACUGUUGGCUCAUCGAGACCGGGCGCUGACUUACAAGAUGGAGGAGGUGCAGAUCACCGUCGUUGACGAGCUUUAUGUAGAACAGAGCGCCGAGGGCCACGUGGACAAGCAGAUCGCGCGCGUUCGACUGUUCUUCUUGGGUUUCCUUUCCGGGAUGCCCGACGUCGAGCUGGGAAUAAACGACAUGUGGAGGCAGGGGAAGGAAGUGGUAGGGCGGCACGACAUCAUUCCAGUCGUGACGGAAGAAUGGAUUCGAUUGGAGAACGUGGAGUUCCACGCGUGCGUCCAGCAGGACGAGUAUGAGAGAUCAAGGAUCAUAAAGUUCAAGCCACCCGAUGCAUGCUAUAUCGAACUCAUGCGAUUCCGGGUGCGACCGCCUAAGAACAGAGAGCUUCCCCUGCAGCUUAAAGCCGUAAUGUGCGUUACCGGUAACAAGGUGGAGCUGAGAGCGGACAUCCUGGUGCCAGGAUUCGCCUCGAGAAAGCUCGGCCAAGUGCCCUGCGAGGACGUGAUGGUCCGAUUCCCCAUUCCCGAAUGCUGGAUCUAUCUGUUCAGGGUGGAGAAGCACUUCAGGUACGGCUCGGUGAAGUCUGCCCACAGGAGAACCGGAAAGAUCAAAGGUAUAGAACGAUUCCUCGGCGCUGUGGACACCUUGGAGCCGCAGCUGAUGGAGGUGACCUCGGGCCAAGCGAAGUACGAGCAUCAGCAUCGCGCCAUCGUCUGGAGGAUGCCUAGGUUGCCGAAGGAGGGUCAAGGGGCGUACACAACGCAUCAGCUGGUCUGUCGCAUGGCUCUGACUUCUUACGACCAGAUACCAGAGAAUCUCUCCGAGUACUGCUACGUGGAGUUCACUAUGCCGGCCACGCAAGUGUCCCAUACGACGGCGAGAAGCGUCAGCUUUCAGAACAGCGACAGCGACGCUCCGCCUGAGAAAUACGUAAGGAACCUGUCGCGGCACGAGUACAGGGUCGAGAUCGAGCACACGCAGGGCGAAGGGCCGGGCGCGUACGUGUCGGCGACGAUCGCGAAGAAGAUCCCGGAAACGACGCCGGAAGUCCCGAGCGAGGUGCCGGAGGUGCAUCCGGACUCCGACUUCGAUUCCGACUCCGAAUAAACGAAUCCCGCCAGGUAACAAGGUCCAGGUGUUUGCGGCGCCUGCGCGCAGAUAAUUCGCCGUUGAUAUAUAGGAGACGAACAUAGAGAAAACGAUGCCUGUGACUGGACGCGCGGCGAACGAUCUCCGCGGCGAGCAGGACGAAUUCGAGAUUUCCUAAGACGUGUGAAAAAUGAUCGAGCAUCGAGCGCGCGUCAGUAUUAUCCAAUUAUAUGUAUGUAUAUCGCGUUCGUUUGCUCGGCUCGGUCCGCCUGGAUCGGUUCUCGCCGCGCGUCUUCCCGAUCAAGCCGUGUUCCUACUCGAUCGAAAAACCCGUCUCGACAGUCCGCGAUCGGUCUGAGCUGUGUCUGUAGUAUAAGAAUCGUUGUAACGUUUACCGAACGACAAUAUUACACCUGCUCAACGUAAGAAACCGUGCGCCGCCGCGCGGGGCGAUCGCGAUUCGUCGUGGAUCUGUCGAUCCAGCUUACGGGAAAUCGCGACUACGAUUAGGACAGGCUUCGCAACGAAUUACCUCUUCAUCCAAAGUUCCGUUCCUUCGUACGGAACGUACGGAAUUCGUACAUCCUUAUCGCGUACGUAUCUCGCAGUAUACGAUCCAAUCCGAUAUCUAGCCGAGAUCUCUGCUCGUUCAACGCUUUGACUGCCACGCCGACAACCGCGUAUGUUUCACAAAAUUAAAGAAUUUUAUCUAAUCGAAUUAAAAUCGAGAAGCGGAGUUGUGCGACAUCGAUUGCUUUCCCAAUGAUCUUACGUCUUACAAAUCGCGAUAACUCUAUUUUAUUGCAUUGUAUUAUAGUAGUAUUAGCUUUUAGUUCUGUAUUGUAAAAAAUAGGUUUUCACCCGUAUAUAUAUA